This is a messenger RNA of Lingula anatina, 2226 nucleotides long. RefSeq names its product P protein-like. Gene Ontology annotation, cellular component: membrane. NCBI's taxonomy places the organism in Eukaryota, Metazoa, Brachiopoda, Lingulata, Lingulida, Lingulidae. The record is from RefSeq and is a predicted model, not a curated record. Gene Ontology annotation, biological process: transmembrane transport.
AUUUGACAAAGUUAAUGUGUAAAAGCUUGUAGGUUAUAGCCCAAGGUUGGCAUCAGUCAGUUUCAUAUGGCAAGACUUGUACAGUGGUAUAGGCAGCUAAGAGGGCUAGAAGAUGAGAGUAUGGAAAUACACCAGCUGAGAGCUCCAACUAAGAAUGGUAGCAGCGGCAACAGUGUUGACAGCUAUGGAAGUAUAAGGAGUAACAAUAAUGAAGAAACACCUCUAAUGGACAGCAAAUACGGUAGCACGGAGGCUACAAGCCAACAAAGUGAAGUCACCAUUAUUAGCAAUGGAUCCACUGCUAACUUGAUUCAAGAUGCACAAAAAGAAGAUACCGAUAGAUCAAAAUCAUGGCAACCAUCCAAAGCAACCAGAGAGAAGUUAAAGCAAAUCAAAGUUGCUCUGCUCUUUAUAGCGACAAUCAUGUGUUCUGUCUGGGUUGGCAUAUCUGAAGAACAUGAAGAGGAGCUACAUCAGUUUUCAGUAUCGGCUUACCAGCCAUUAAGUUUGGACAUAACUCCAGGUGCGGGUCAGAGCAUAGUGAAAGUGAUGAUCAGUGGACCCUUUGUUAAAGCCCUGGAUGACCACGGAGACUACGAGAACAAUAUGACACUGACGUUGGCUAACUCUGCUGCAUUUGACAAUGGGACUCAGAAACCGGCGGUCAAACUGCAAUCAUCGGCUAUCCAGCAGGAGACUUUGAUACUUUCUAAGGAAAAUGCUUCCUAUGAAACUGAAGAAUAUACAUAUUUGUUUGACUUCACAGGCCCUGAUGAGGAGGGGCCAUUCAAAUUAAGGCUGAACACUACCACUGCCUAUGGGGUCCCUGUGUCUCUGUCCUAUCUAACACUUCCAGCAGAUAGCCACAAUGCUGUGGUAUAUGCGGCCAUUGUUCUACUUGGUGUUUAUGUCCUCAUUGUGUUUGAGUUGGUUCACAGGACCUUGGCGGCAAUGAUGGGAUCAAUGGCCGCCCUGGCUGUGUUGUCUGCGAUGAAUGAGAGACCAACAAUGUCUACCGUAAUCUCAUGGCUUGACACAGAAACAUUGUCACUGCUGUUUGGAAUGAUGGUAAUGGUGGCCAUUUUCAGUGAUACUGGGUUCUUUGACUAUUGUGCAUUAUUGGCCUACAAGUUAGCCAAGGGCCAAGUGUGGCCACUGAUGACCAUCCUGUGCUUCUUUGGAGCUGUUGUGUCAGCCUUCUUAGACAAUGUGACUACCAUAUUACUUAUGACGCCAGUCACUAUAAGGUUAUGUGAAGUCCUCAACCUGGAGCCUAAACAUUUGCUCAUUGCUAUUGUGUUGUUCUCUAAUGUCGGAGGCACAGCUACUGCAAUCGGUGACCCACCCAAUGUGAUCAUAGUCUCAAACUCCUAUCUUAAGGAGAAGAAUAUAACAUUUGCCAACUUCACAGGACACAUGAUACUGGGUAUUCUGUUUGUGUUAAUUGGUGCCUAUGGCCUCCUUAGAGUUCAGUACAGAAAUCUUGCCAACCUCAAAAACAAAUUCCCCCCAGAAAUCGCAGAAUUGAAGCAUGAGAUUAAAGUAUGGCGUCGCAGUGCAAAAAGGAUAGCGUCUGUCACCAGAGAGGAAAGUGUGGUGAAAGCAUUGCUCAUGCAGAAAGUUGUCACACUGGAGAAUCUGGUGAAGAAAAAGCUUUAUAAAACCAAGCGGAGUGUUGAAAAAGACUUUAAAGAAAGUGUUUCCGAGCUGGAGAAAAAGUACCGUAUCACUGACCACUGGCUAUUGCUGAAGUCCAGUAUAGUGCUGCUGGUUGUUAUACUGGCCUUCUUCCUCCACUCUUUUGUUACACAGAUGCAUUUGGACCUAGGGUGGAUUGCAAUAAUUGGUGCUAUAUGGUUACUGGUGCUGGCCGAUAUUGAAGACUUAGAGAGCGUUUUUCACAGAGUGGAAUGGGCAACGCUGCUCUUCUUUGCUGCAUUGUUUGUGCUCAUGGAGGCACUGACAGAGCUUGGUUUGAUAGAGUGGAUAGGGGAUCAAGUUGUAGCCCUUAUAAGGACAGUUGAUGAGGAGUACAGACUGGCAGUGGCCCUUAUUCUCAUCUUGUGGGUCUCGGCUAUAACUUCCAGCUUCAUUGACAACAUUCCCUUUACAACUGCUAUGAUUCCUGUUGUGAUUCAUAUUGAAGAAAGUAUUCAGCUUCCUAUAGAGCCAAUGGUGUGGGCUCUAGCAUUUGGAGCUUGUCUUGGAGGGUUGGUUUUCCUAUGA